UGGGUGGCAUGCAGGAAUGACACCGUCUGUCCUUCUCCCUCCUGUUGGGAGCAGUCAUUAUAUUGACCCACUUUCAUUCGUCAUUCGCUGUCCUUCCUAAUUCGUUUUAGGGACUCCCUCAACUUUCCUCUGCUUUUGCCACAAUUCUCCAAGCGAGCACACAGGGGGCGCUGUUUCCAUAGCUGCUUAUUGCUGGUAUUUGCUGAAAGAUUGUGUUGCUUACAAAAUCUUCUGAACUUCACUUUACCGGAACCGAACAUGUUCUGGAAGUGCGUUCACCUUGCCGAGGCGGCCGUCUGACCGCCUGUGCCCGGGUACAGUACCACAGGCCCAGGUCAGGCGCCUGGGGCAGCUGCGUGGCGGCUUCACGUCAAAGGGACACCAAAAGUUAGCUGCACGGCUAAAACCCAAAAGUCUGUACGGAUCGGAUGAAGAAGUUCUGCGACGCAGUCGAGACUCGCUUGUGACUUUGGACCCCAUGCCGUUACAGAACCUUUGCUCGGCUUUUUGGAUACUGGACUCGCGUUCUUACUGGAUUUUACGCAGUUUUACAUUGGCGACGUAGUGGAUUGAUUGACGCACGGAACCCCAGUCGGAUCGGAACCGGGGCUGCUUUGGAGGGCAGUGCGGUAGGAAGGCGGCAGUUUCGCCAUUCGGACGCUGCUUUGGCGGGUCGAGGUGAGCAGCAACCGAGGCCUGCGGGUCAGGCUUCUAGCGGGCUCGAGUAGCUCCCGUCACCGCCCAGCAGGACUUACGGGCGGGUUCGAAGCACCUCCUCUGCCGGGACCAUGGAACGGAUGGAAGUGGACCAUUGCGCAGGCGCAGCUGGUGGGGCCUUACGCAGGUCCAACAGCGCCCCCAUGAUAACGAGUGUCGGUAAGCGGAUGGCCGUGACCAGUCAACCCGUAACAGUCCGAUACAGGCGAGUGUCCGUCAACUGCAGCUGUCCGUCACAGGAGGACAAUAUGGAUGCGGCACUUCGAGGGAACCUGCAGGGGCUCGGUGCUUCCGGUGUACUCUCGGUUCCUUCCAGCAGCCAGUGGCACGAGGACGCCCGCGAGUGGGUUCGUUCGCAGGACAGUGCCAUCACGCCAAACUCGUCCCCGAGUCCCAGUCGGAGGUUCAGCAGACCUGUGGGUGGAGCCAACGUCAGAUGGCCCGCCUUAACGCCUCUCAAGAGGAAAGGGGGGGUGGAGUCAGAUGGUCCUCCCAAGAAGCUGUUUGUUACUGGCGUUUUAGACUCCACCCACCACAGCAGCUACGCGCGCCUCACCUGCAGACUCUGCCCCCAGAGGUGCCCCCAGUCCUCAGUCAUCUCCGUUUGCCCCCCACCAGCACUCAGCGCAUUAACACCCCCCACCCCUCCUCUGCCUGCUUAUGGAGCAUCCUCUUGCACCGUGACCAUGUCCCAAAGUGGGCGGAACCCGCAGCCAUGGAAGUGCCUUAGAGUGACAUUCACUACUUUAGCCAGCAAGGAGCAACAUGCCAAUGAGCGGCGACCAUCUUUGUUUCACAAGUACAAACUGAAUUCCAUUUUUUUAAACCUUUGACCUUCCAGCAGUGUGCACACAUUCAGCCGUGUUAGUCGGCUACAAAGUACAAAUUGUUCAAACUGUUUUGCACUUCACAACUGGAUGCUUUAUGGGCAUCUGGAGAGUGGACGACACCCCCCCCAUUACAAGUGUUGACAGCAUCAACGUGAUCGUCCAACGUGGCCUCAAAGCCAAGAACGUCCACACAUGGUGAAAGGACGCACUGUUAUGUUGGUGUGCUUGUGAGACCCUAAUGGUAAACGAGGUGAUGGAGUUAUCAUUAUUUCUCAACUUGAAGUAAAGGAUUUGCACUCGUACCGCUUUUCUUUGAAGCCAAAGAAGACCUCAGCAUCAUUAGCUUAUCGGUGGACUUCCUCUUUCUUCCAUUUUGGAUUUCUGCUUCCUGUCAGCUCGCCAGCUUCUAUGUCAUGUUUGAUGUUUCCAUGACAAGAGCUGACCACGUUAGGCGGUGUGAUGGUCGUCAUGGUCAGGGCUUGAAGUAUUAAAGACAUUUCACUUGUAACAGUAAAGACUGUUUUCACAAGAAGGAAAUAAAGAACAAUAUGUACUUGUAUGCAAUGUUGAUAAAAGAUCAAUAAAACUGUCACCAAACAG
This is a messenger RNA of Doryrhamphus excisus (bluestripe pipefish), 2147 nucleotides long. The record is from RefSeq and is a predicted model, not a curated record. NCBI's taxonomy places the organism in Eukaryota, Metazoa, Chordata, Actinopteri, Syngnathiformes, Syngnathidae.